AUGAGUAUCACAACCAUCUUGCGCGGCUUUAAGGUCCCGCUCCCUGUACUCAACGCCUUCUUGCUCGCCAAUAACAUCAACGAGUCUAAGGUACUCUGUUUGGGUAUCCCACCCUUCUACGACAGGGUCGACGAGGUCACUACACUCCUACGCAACAAGGUCGGCAACGGAGAUACCAAGACACGCGUCUUUGUCCCAUCACGUAUGGGCUUCGACUUCGCAUCCUCCGCUUAUAUUGCUUAUGAUUGGACAGUAGUUUUUGCGCAGCGCAGGCUGGAACCCAGGGACCUUGCAGAUAGCCCGCCCCCGGGCUUUGAGGAGCUGCGGAGGGAGGUCCUGUCGUACACCGAUCGGGCCGAGUCUCUUGCCGAAGAUGCGCGAUACAAGAAUGCUGUCUAUGUCGUCAUCACUGACGAGCGGACAUAUAUCCCGCCUGAACUUCGGCAGCUUGGACCUAGCCCCUUCUCAUUGCACUGA
Diaporthe amygdali is the source of this 477-nucleotide messenger RNA. RefSeq lists its product as uncharacterized. The record is from RefSeq and is a predicted model, not a curated record. NCBI's taxonomy places the organism in Eukaryota, Fungi, Ascomycota, Sordariomycetes, Diaporthales, Diaporthaceae. The transcript has 2 exons. Bases 1 to 477 code for a protein of 158 amino acids.